This is a messenger RNA of Phycodurus eques (leafy seadragon), 3057 nucleotides long. Its product is annotated as tubulin-specific chaperone cofactor E-like protein. Gene Ontology annotation, molecular function: U2 snRNA binding. The record is from RefSeq and is a predicted model, not a curated record. NCBI's taxonomy places the organism in Eukaryota, Metazoa, Chordata, Actinopteri, Syngnathiformes, Syngnathidae. The transcript is spliced from 9 exons. Bases 155 to 1462 code for a protein of 435 amino acids. Gene Ontology annotation, biological process: mRNA splicing, via spliceosome.
CUUCCGCCUCCCCACUGACACUCCACCAACGAAAAGAAAAACACAAACAUAACAUUGCGAGUGGCUUCCGGGGCUUUCACGCAGGGGAAUGUGAUCGGAUGCGCUGUUGAAAAGCAGCUGUGCUUUGCUCUGCCCCGCAUCAAAGGGCUGGACAAUGGAUCAGUCCUCUGAUGAGGAGGCGGCUCGCACCUUCGUGCAGGUCAUCAGCGACAAGUACAACACGGAGAACUUCCCCUACGGCCAAGGCGUGGGCGUCGUGGUGCUGCCCUCCACUCCCGGGUCGCCCAUCAAAGGUCGCCUGUUUUUGCCCAGCGUGCUGGUUCUGAACGACUGCGGGAUCAAAAAGGCGGGUAACAGGUCCGACAUCGCCGCGUUCUGUGCCCACGUGGUCGAGCUGGACCUGUCUUACAAUGAGAUCUACGACUGGGCCGAGAUCUGCGCCAUCGUUUCCAACGUCCCUCGCCUGGACUUCCUAAACCUGAGCAUGAACCCGCUGGGCGGCGCCACGCUGGAGCCGUGCAUGGCCGAGGUGUUCGCCCGGGUGCGGCGGCUCGUCCUCAUCAACACGCACGUCAGCUGGGACACCGUGAACGCGCUCACGCGAAACACGCCUGAGCUGCUGGAGCUCUUCCUGUGCCUGAACGACUACUACGCCGUGUCCCAGUCCUGCGCAGCCUGUCCGUCCCUGCGCCUGCUGCAGAUCACCGACAACCACCUGCGUGAUUGGGGGGAUGUGCGCAAGUUCGGGCUGAUGUACCCCAGCCUCAGCGAGCUGGUGCUGGCCAACAACAGCGUGGAAUGCGUGGCCGACACCCAAGAAACACUGCAACGCCUCUUCCCCAACCUGCGCUGCAUCAACUUCAACAACUCAGGGCUGAGUAAGUGGGAGGACAUCGAGAGGCUGAACUUCUUCCCCAAGCUGCAAGAACUCAAAGUGAUGGGGAUUCCGCUGUUGCAACCGUACACCACACAAGAGCGACGCAGCCUCCUUUUAGCGCAGUUGCCUAAUGUCUUAGUGCUGAACGGGGGCGCGGUGUCCGACAGCGACAGGGAAGCAGCUGAGAGGUUCUUGAUCCGGUACUACCAGGACUGUCCGGAGCAGGAGCGCCCGUGCAGGUACAACGAGCUCAUAUCCAAAUACGGUCAGCUUGCCCCGUUGGCCGACGUGGACCUGACCCCCCGCUGCACAACGGUGGAAGUCCGCUGGGGCGACAGGGUUGAGGCGGUCAGCCUCCGCUUGGAACAGACGGUUGGUGACCUGAAGAAGCAGCUGAGGGCGCUUCUUCAGCUGCCCACCAACGGGAUCAGGUUAUUCUACAUCAACCGGGAAAUGUGUUCCGUCAUUGGACCGGAAGAGUUGAAGUGCGGCUUCCGGGCCCUCCACUCGUACAGCAUUCGAGAUGGAGACGAGAUCCUCGUAGUGCCCAAGGUAAAAAGUCGCUGUAGCUCCUCACAUCUUUGAGGUCUGACACUCAGGGGUUUAUUUGUUUGGUUGGUUGUUUUUUGGGCGUUUGGGGGGGGGGGAUUCACGGGACUCACUGAACACUUACUGGAUUAUCUUUGACUUGAAUUUAUGUGAUUUUAUGCAACAAAAUGUUGGCGCUAGUUCAAGGGCCAGUGGUUGUCCGAGGAAGGACGUUUAUCUCUGAAGAGAAGACUCUGUUCCCAUGUGAGAGGGGACUUGUACAGGUUGUCUACCCAACCACCAAAAGGCCUGGUACACACAUUCUGUUUGUUUAAAUCUUUAGAGCUUGUUUAUCUGUAACAGCCUGAAUGGUCGCCCUUCUUACAUCGCCCUCACAAACCUGACACCUCGAGUGUCCACUCUUUUCACAUGAUGCGGGGUCCUGACCUCUCCCACUGGCUCAGUUUGGCGUUGCUUUCCUCCCAAUCACGAGAGAAAUUCCCACCAGUAGGAAGGGGGGCUGGAUUGAACCUUGGGAGAUAAUUUUUCUCUCCUCCCACUGCAUGGUAUCUACUGGUCUCACAAUGGCACUUCUCACCUUCGUUUAUGUUCCAGGAUAAUUAGUUGGGUUUCAACACCAGCACCCAGUUCCCAUCCACACAAACACGUUUCAUUCUAUCUGCAAAGUUUUCACUGUUUUAUCCACGAGAUGAGCUGGUACCUUGCAGUGGAAAAAUAGCAUACAUGUUCAUUCAAAAUAUAAUGUCUCAAGAAAUUGCAAAAUCUGAAACUCUUCCAACUGGCGAAAAUGUCCUGAAAUUGUCAUUAUUUUCAAACACCAAGUUUACACAAACCGAGUGAGAACCUGGCAAAGCCCACAUAAAACAAACGUUUGCUGCUUCUGGGUUCAAACUCAGGACCUUUCUGGGAUACUUCAUAUUUCAUCUUAGAGUGUCUAUGUACUUUAGUGUAUUUGUACUGAAAACCCACUAACUUUGCAAGAAGAGUUUAAGUUUGGGGACAUCCAAGAAACAGAAGUUUUGGAUUAGGGGUGUAUGUAUUUUUGGGUGGUAUUUGGUGAUCUGGAGCUGUCAUGCGAAAGUAAUAACGUGAAUUGUUUGCCAUAUUGUAUUACUUUUCAUGAAUCCCGAGAUUUACUUUUAAUCCUGCAUAAAAUAAGUCACUUAUGGACAUUUGUAAUGCACAUGUCACUGAGAAUUUAGAAAGAUUUUGUACAAAUCCUAACCUGUAAUGUACUUGAUUGAAUAAGCGCCCCUAAAAAACUUUACAGAUAGUUUUGGUAUUUUGGUUUUUUUCAAUGAAUAGUUAUUGGGGAAACGAUAUGCCCGAACUGCUUUGAGAUUUUAGCAAGACUUUGUUUUGCCUACCUUUUCGUCCAAAUUUCGACAACAUUUUCAUGAGAGCAAGUUGCACCCUCACUUUCAGGAAGAUUUUAAAAUGUUGUAAACUGCCAAUGCCUCAUAGUUUGCCUUGUACUGCCCCGGUUUAUUCAUUUAUAUAUUUCUGCUUGUUAUUGUCAAUGGUGACUUUAUUGUGUUUUAUUUUUAUCAAUAUCCUGCCAUUUUCACAGCUUUAUAUAAAAUGUAGCUUUGGUGUACCUUGGAGAAAUAAAUUAUGAUCCUGUCCUAUAA